Messenger RNA from Salvelinus namaycush (lake trout), 5403 nucleotides. RefSeq names its product gamma-butyrobetaine dioxygenase-like. NCBI's taxonomy places the organism in Eukaryota, Metazoa, Chordata, Actinopteri, Salmoniformes, Salmonidae. Gene Ontology annotation, cellular component: mitochondrion. The record is from RefSeq and is a predicted model, not a curated record. Bases 172 to 1521 code for a protein of 449 amino acids. The transcript is spliced from 8 exons. Gene Ontology annotation, molecular function: iron ion binding; gamma-butyrobetaine dioxygenase activity. Gene Ontology annotation, biological process: carnitine biosynthetic process.
CAUUCACCCACGUGCUAACCUUUCCCCUAGUUUGACAGUCGGCACUGCAUUUUUGAUAGACGCUUCGUUGACAAAGAACAUUCAAAAGUUUAGAAGCCUACCAAAAUAAUACAGAGUGUACUGUCCUUUCCGACAACCCUUCUGCUCUCAUCCGGAGGUCCCGGUUCGAGGAUGUGGACGACCACUAUAGCACGAUGUACCCUGCCGACCAUGCUCAAGCGAAGCUCCGUCUUGGCCUGCCAUGCCUUGAGGGCUGGGGGUAGGCCUGGAUCUCCUUCUCUUCACCUGACCUGGAGGCAGCUCCGUGGGCACGGGACCCAAGCACCCGCCCCGCUCCCUUCCACCGCCCUGGGGGACAGCCCUGGGGUGAGGCAGGUCCGGGCCCUGGAGCAGGAAAGGCUACUGGAGGUUGAGUGGGAGGGCAGCGGACAGAGCCUGUACCCGUACACAUGGCUUAGGGACAAUUGUCAAUGCCCACUGUGUACCCUGCAGUCGGCCCAGGCCCGCAGCCUGCUGCUCUCCCAGCUGGACAUCCACACUGGGGUCGACCGGGUCCAAGUCACUGACAACAACAAGGUGUCCAUAGUGUGGCCGGACCAGCACACCAGCGAGUUUGACCCAGAAUGGCUAAGGAAACGGUGCUUCUCUCCUGCUGCCAGACAAGCCCUACAAGAGGAGCUCUUCCUAAAUGAGCGUGUGUACUGGGACUCAGAGCUGCGGAUCCCCACGGCCAACUUCGAGGAGGUCCUCCACGACGACAAGGCCGCCCUGGCCUGGCUGCUGGCUCUACGUCGCGUGGGCAUCGUCUACCUGAAGGGGGCGCCGGUGGAGCAGGGUCAGGUGGCCCGCCUCAGCCAGAGGAUCGGAUACCUCCGACUGACAUUCUAUGGGCACACAUGGCAGGUGCAGGACAAAUCCCAGGCUAACAACGUGGCCUACACCUCUGGCAAACUCAGUCUCCACACUGACUAUCCAGCACUGCACUACCCACCUGGAGUGCAGUUCCUGCAUUGCCUGAGCCAGGCUGGCGAGGGCGGGGAGAGUGAAGCGGUGGACGGCUUCCACAUGGCAGAUCAACUGAGGAGAGAAGACCCCGAGGCCUUCAGGACCCUCACCUCCCUGCGGGUGGACUUCACCGACACAGGGUCCGACUACUGUGACUUCAUGGUGCAGUCCAAGAACCACAUCAUAGAUGUUGACAGUGAUGGGCGGGUGGUCCGGAUCAACUACAACAAUGCCACCAGGGACUCUGUGCUGGACCUCCCCCUGCACCAGGUCCAGGCCUUCUACAGCUCCCUCAAGGCCUACGUCCAGCUGAUGACGCGACCAGAAAACAUGCUCACCUACAAGAUGGAGCCUGGCGACCUGGUCACCUUUGACAACUGGCGCCUGCUCCAUGGGCGGAAGAGCUUUCAGAGCCACCCAGACCGGGUGAGGCACCUGGAGGGAGCCUACCUAGACUGGGACGAAGUCAUGUCUCGCCUGCGGAUACUCUGCAAGUCUGUCCACGGAGAGAGCUAGACCCGCCAAGCCCCCAGAGCGAAGCCUCCUCCAACUAUAUAGAACCGCAUCAAUCUACAACAGGGCUCUCCAACCCUUUUCCUGGAUAGCUACCGUCAUGUAGGUUUUCACUCCAACCCUAAUCUAGUGCACCUGAUUCUAUUAAUUAGCUUGUUGAUAAGUUGAAUGAAUCAGUUUAGUUGCAACUGGGAGUGAAAACCUACAGGAGGGUAUCUCUCCAGGAACAGGGUUGGAGAGCCCUGAUCUACAGAAUUUCUGAGCGGCCAAAAGAGGCAGAGGCUAAUUGUCUAGUGGGCUACGGCUACUCGUGUGUGAGUCAAGAUGGCUGCCAGUUUUUUGAACAGAGUGACAAUUGGGCAAAGUGCAAGAAGAUGGGGAAAAGGGUUGAGCACUUUCCUAAAUGAUACACACUCCCCUUUAUAAGUGCUAACAGAGGCAUAGAAGCUGUUUAUGAGUAGCAUACCUAUGAAGAAUCUGUCUGUUACUGUAUGAAGCCGGUAGACUAUAGUGCCUUUGUUCCUAGGGUUGUGUAAGCGAAAAUAUUGACCUAUCUUUCCCUUUGCUCUAAUCAAUUUUUCUAUCGGCCUGUGUUCUGCUGGUCAUAAUUUGGCAGCACUUUACUACAUCAAUGUCUUAAGGGUGUCACGUCAACAAGAGGUGAUGAAGUUUUUGACAUUUUCUACCUCUUGUAUCCAGUAGUAUAGUUCAGUUUCAGCCAUCUAACCUUAAGACAAAAAAAGUGUAUAGCACUAGUAUCAGCCCCACAAAUCAAUCAUUUUUUAAUAACUCUCUUUACAAUAACUCUUCGUACGUAAAAUGUAUGCACAUGCAAGUUUGGAUAAAAGCAUAAGCUAUGUGAUUAAUCUAAAUUUACAGAAUGGUUACCUGAAGGAAAUUGGGGGAGGGUCAUGCUUUUUCAAUUUCAGUCAAGGGGAGGGUUUAGUCAUUUUUUUUGUUAUCUAGUCCAGGGGGAGGGUCAUGUAAUUUAUGAAAUUUCAAUAUUUAUCAAUGUUUUAGAAGAACUUUUCUCUGAUUUUUCGCUGGGUGCUCAAUAUCAAGUGUGCAUAUAGACUCUUUAGUGUAGUCUCAAUCAAAUGAUCCAUAGCCUAUAGGCUACGAAGUGCAUGCUCAGAGAAGCACAGAGCAAAGUUAUAUUUCUAAGAUAGCUGAUGAUGGUGUAAAUACAACUUGGCUGCAUUACACACCGCAAUGGAUAUUCCAAUCCGGAGCCCCUGCCUGCUCUGGCUGAUCAAAAACGUUUUUGUGUGCUGCCUAACCAAUGGCUGUGCUGUGUAGGGCUACAGUGGCAGUUCAGGAGGCUUCUACAAAUGUAAAAAUGGACUAGCUAGUAUGGACUAGCCUAUGUUCUGUUCAGUUUGAGAAGGAGAGCGCAACAAUAUGUUUCUCGCCCAUUAUGUAUUUAUCAGAGUCAUUGACCUCACAAGAAGCCAGACUCGAGUAACUUACAUCGUGUCGCUGAAACUUGAAGCAGCAGCCGCGGCACAAUCAAUCAGAAAUAGACAGCUCAUGGUGCUGAAAGUAGGAAUAAUUCAUUUCAGCAGUCUUCAUUUGAAUGAGACUUUACUAACAACAAGAGGUCUUUGUGUUGGAGCCUAUUUCUUCCUAUUUAAGAAAUUAGGUAAGCCUACCUGUUUGACAGACGAAAUUAGGCUAUGGACUGCUAUAUCCAUAGAUUUGUCGCUCAAUUACUCCACCCGCUCUUUAAAUAUCCAUGUCAAUGACAGGCUGUUAAGUUAAAACCAAGACUCGAAUUGACGGGGUAUGAAAGGGGAAGCCAUCGGCCUAUUCGCUUAAGAUUUGGAAUAAAAUUAAACUGAUCCGAUUUAUAUAAAGUGAUGUAUAACAGUGCCUUGGCCCGAGAUGCUUUAUGCUUGUGUCUAGAAACAAGCAUGAAGGUGUAAAAUACCCAUUCAGAGGCUGAGAUUCAACCUUUUAUAGCCUGAGAAGACAUAACAGACUUUGCUUGGGAAGUAAUUUCAUUCUGUCACUAUCAAUUGAUUAAGCUAUUCACUUUCUGUAGGCUAAAAUAAUGUUUAAAACCAGAAAGCUUUUAGGGAAACACUUGACCUUCCCUCGUUGUGUUAAACCACGUAAGAACAGAAGCCAGCAGUUAAAGCUUACAUUUUGUGGCGUCGGUAAGUCUACUCUGUCUGGGUUGGAAAGGUAGGCCUACUCUGUCUGGGUUGGAAAGGUAGGCCUACUCUGUCUGGGUUUGAAAGGUAGGUCAACCUUUUGAAAGUACCAUGUUUAGAUUCCUAAUGACGUCUCAGAUUUAAUUAUUUGCAAACAAGACACGGAUUUGGCAUUGGAGAAAUAUUGUAAGAUUAACACUUAAGCCUCUCUGUUAAUGUUUAGAAUGAAAUUUCGGUAAUUUGUGUGGUAUUUAAAAAUACAUGUGAAAUUAUGAAUUUAAUUACAUUUUCAUAAAAGGCUUCUUUUUUUAAACCGGUAAAUAUGAUUGAUUAAUGCAAUGCUUUUACUAUAAAAGGAGAUGUUUCCACCCCUAGGCUACUCUUGUCCAUGGUGGUCUGCAUGCUUCUGGCCCGCAGACCAGUGCGAUAUCAAUAUUCCGGCAUUGCCAUGUAAUGCUUACAGGAUGAAGAACAGUUUCUAAAAGUGCGUAUCUAAGGUGCAGGUACAAUAUAUUUUGCUGAAGGGAGGGCACUCCAUUUUCAUUUUAAAGAGGUUUGAUUUUCUCCAUGUAACCCUUAUUAUAAAUAACUCGUCCUCUUCAGUACACGUGCAUGUUGAAAGCCACAUUGUGCAACUUGGCAUUUACUCCAGUUCCAGUACAAACAAAUAUUUGCUAUUCAGUUACAAUCGUCUAUUCUUUAUUACAUAUAUAGUUAAUGCUAACAGCACUCAUUGUAAUAAUUUGCGGUGAUAUGUGAGUCAGUGCCUUCACAAAUGUGUUAAUUUUAAAAAAGGGUAUUGUCUGAGACCAUGCUAGUAUUGCAUUAAAUCUUCACAAAUAUUACUCUAGAUUUCAUUCUUAUGUUUUCCAAAUAUAUGUAUGCACAUUGGAUAUGUGCUACAUCAUUUUGGUGUUCAUCCAAACUUUGAGACAAAAUGGAGGGCUUUAGUUGACAACUUUUAUUUUGAUAUUGCCAAAGCUGUACAUGUUCUAUAAAUACUUAUUUCAAACACAAAUAUUUACAACCUUUUCAAUUAUUCCAUCACUUUCUCUCUCAACAGCAGUAGGCUAGCUAGCACAAUAAUAGGGUUGGUUGGUUUCAAAUACUCCCGUUUCGUAAUGUUCUCAUUAUAUGUAACUAGUCUAACAAACUAUACUAUUAUGUUCUGUUACCGUUUUGAGACACUCCUCAUCCAGUUACUCUCAUAUUUACACCAGUGUUUUUAUUGUCAAGAAUGAAAUACCUCUCAUGGAAGUUGUAACAAUAUUUUUCUUACACACGCAUUUCAUCUCUAAAAAAUAAAAGCCACGUAAACAUUAAAAACAAUAUCCUGAUCAUAUAGCUGUAUUACUCAUAUAUUGCUGAUCUGGCAAAACAACACACUGCAUGUAUACACUCACAUACACACCACUUACAGUUGGGCUAGAUUGGAUUUAUUUAUCUUACUACAAUACAGACACAACAUGAAGACUUAACACACCUCUCCAACAGACAAAACCAUAACAGCAGUAGGUUUACACAUCUCUACAAUCUCCACAUAUAAACAAUAGGUCAUCAUAUUUAUUUACUUCAAUAAAUAUGUAUGACAAUGAAGUCCUUUUUUACAAUCUUUGCUCUUUGUAAGCCAGAAUUGCCAAGAUUUAAAAAAAAUCUGAACAAUGAUCUGGCUCUGGCUAACUACGUAAAGUAUUGCACAUCUAGUGAAUAAACCACACUUUGCAAAACA